This is a messenger RNA of Branchiostoma belcheri (Belcher's lancelet), 798 nucleotides long. Its product is annotated as AP-3 complex subunit sigma-1-like. Gene Ontology annotation, biological process: Golgi to vacuole transport; intracellular protein transport. Bases 90 to 728 code for a protein of 212 amino acids. Gene Ontology annotation, cellular component: membrane coat; intracellular membrane-bounded organelle; AP-3 adaptor complex. The transcript is spliced from 7 exons. Lineage: Eukaryota; Metazoa; Chordata; Leptocardii; Amphioxiformes; Branchiostomatidae. The record is from RefSeq and is a predicted model, not a curated record.
CCUUGAUGACGUCGGCAGUCCGGAACCAAGAGGGGAGGGCGGAACUCUGAAUUUCGACAUAUUUUUGGUUAUUUUAGGUAGAAUUCAACAUGAUAAAAGCAAUAGUAGUCUUCAACAACCACGGGAAACCUAGGCUCAUCAAGUUUUUCCAACAUUACAAUGAGGACAUGCAGCAGCAGAUCGUACGUGAGACGUUCCAUCUUGUCUCCAAGCGGGACGAGAACGUUUGUAACUUCCUGGAGGGCGGAAGGUGGGCCUCGGGCAAGAGCUCAGACUCAGAGAAUUUGAUCGGAGGUUCAGACUACAAGAUUAUCUACAGACACUACGCGACGCUGUACUUCGUGUUCUGUGUGGAUUCUUCUGAGAGUGAACUGGGCAUUCUGGAUCUCAUCCAGGUGUUUGUAGAAACUCUGGAUAAGGCGUUUGAGAAUGUUUGUGAGCUGGAUCUUAUAUUCCAUGUCGACAAGGUUCACUACAUCCUACAAGAGCUGGUGAUGGGUGGAAUGGUUCUGGAAACCAACAUGACGGAAAUAGUCACCAGGAUAGAGGAACAGAGCAAACUGGAGAAAUCCGAGGCGGGUUUGACAGCUGUGCCAGAGAGAGCAGCCUCGGCCGUUAAGGCUGGAUUGGCCGGGGCUCCAGCCAGGGUUGUGUCAGCGGCGAAGAAUUUGGAUCUCCCGAAACUUCCGUCCAACAUUCAGCUGCCAAAUCUGCCUUCCUUCAGAUGAAGAUCAAUUUUUUCAUCAUCUUCUUCCAUUUUGCAUCCAUUUCGUGUAAUACAUUGACAAGACUGCAUUC